AUGAGUGAUAAAAUAGGUGAUGCCCUUUGCUAUUCCGUUGGCUCAGCUUACUUAAGCGGACUGCCUGUGGUGGUGGCCGGCUAUCAGAUGCUGUUCGAUGGAUUUCUUUCGAAGGUAGACUUCAUGGAAAGGGCCAUCGAGAAUGCGAAGUUGCAGCCAGAAGACGUGAUCAUUGCGUUGGGCUCAGACACAAUCUUCACGGGUGCGGACCUUAACCCGUUCCUGGAUCGCUUCAUCGCACAGUCUGCUGCGACUCCCGAAAAGCUGGACGCGCUGGCGGUGCGGCAGGGCCGUGCGAUGGCACCAGUUCUAUUUAAUGGUGAGAUUAGUUGUUGGGCAGCGAAUGCAUUUGACGAUUGGUAUGACUGCAAACCUGGCUACGAGGAUGCCUUCAACAAGGUCCGGGAGUACGCCGUGGCACACCCCGAGCAUGAGCUUAGCUUACCUUUUGACCUAGUGCCACAGUGCCAUCUAAGCUCAGGAUCCGUGGUUGCCCGUGUGUGGGCGUACAGGGAGUACAUACAGGCGGCUAUCCAUUUAAGAAUAGCGCGAUCCCCACUAUUUCUUACUGAACGGGGAUGGUUUUGCGAUCAGGCCGUCUCUGCUGCUCUCUAUCUGAAUCUCAUGACGUGGGAGGUCGAGGGUGACGUCUUCUCGAUGCCAUUGCCUGAGCGGCAGGCCGCACGCUCUCCUAACGGUGUUCGAGCAGGAUUUCUCGGUUUAGAUUACUCCAAUGAGUUUUCAGUUUUUGGUGCACGAGAGCACAUACACCAAUCCGUGUUGCACGAUGAGCACUGGGUGAAGUACCUGCCAGUGGAUAAGUCUGAGAACCCGCACACACAGAGGAUGACUAAUUUCGUGAGCAUAGGUCGUUUUGUGGGUGACCUUUACAAGCGAGCGUACGCUGCACACGGUGAGGGAAUUUACACAAGACUGGCGGUCCCCAUGUGGGUUGAAGGGAAAAGGGCUUCCGGGGCGGCCCGCAUCGCCCUCACGCCACCACUCUUGGCACUCAAGCCCAGACCCAUAGACAUGACCAACAACACGACGCAUAAUGUGUUUCCAGUGAUUUUUCACUCAGCAGGUACCGGGAAAGGGGCUGCGAAAGUAAAGAGAAUGGAGUAUGGUGCGAUCAGUGCGCGCUGGCUUGUGCCGAUGGCGCACGACACAAAGGCAAAGCGUCAGGCGAUGGAGUACCUCGCAUCUGUGCCGUUGUUUCUCUCAACGAAUAACUCUAUCAUUCGGGAUUCCUACCACGCCAAAUGCGGCUUUCCAUUUGAGAGAACGAUUGAAAAGCUGAAGGGUCUUUGA
Phytomonas sp. EM1 is the source of this 1311-nucleotide messenger RNA. The record is from the annotation of a GenBank genome assembly. NCBI's taxonomy places the organism in Eukaryota, Euglenozoa, Kinetoplastea, Trypanosomatida, Trypanosomatidae.